AUGGCAUGCUUAGAAAUGUACAACUCCAAUGGUGGUGGUUGUGGUGCUCCCAUGAGUCCUAGAAUCUCUUUCUCUAAUGAUUUCGUUGAGAUUAGGCCCGAGACGACGAAGACGACGAGGUCAAGCCCUUUAUCCAAACCAGAGGGCUCUUCCUCAGCGUCUGAUAAUUUCGAGUUCUCUGUCUCCAACUACACAAUGAUGCCUGCUGAUGAACUUUUCUCUAAAGGAAAGCUUUUGCCUUUCAAAGAGACUAACCAAGUUCAGAGAACAUUGAGAGAAGAGCUUCUCGUUGAAGACGACGACCAAGAAGAAGAAGAAAGUCGUCGUGAUGCUACCAAUAUCUUCUCUCUCAGGCCACCGAUCUUCUCAUCAUCUUCUUCUUCCUCUAAGGGAAGGUGGAAAGGGCUUUUGGGCCUCAAGAGGACCCAUGUUGGGUCUAAGAACAGUGAAGAGCGAUUUGUUCAUACGAUCAACAACAAACAAUCUCAGGAAGCUUUGGGUGGAAGAGAAGGGUCAAGUUGA
Molecule: messenger RNA, 522 nt
Organism: Microthlaspi erraticum
Lineage: Eukaryota; Viridiplantae; Streptophyta; Magnoliopsida; Brassicales; Brassicaceae
Source: the annotation of a GenBank genome assembly